Eurytemora carolleeae is the source of this 1976-nucleotide messenger RNA. RefSeq names its product switch-associated protein 70. NCBI's taxonomy places the organism in Eukaryota, Metazoa, Arthropoda, Copepoda, Calanoida, Temoridae. The record is from RefSeq and is a predicted model, not a curated record. The transcript has 24 exons. Bases 288 to 1976 code for a protein of 562 amino acids. Gene Ontology annotation, cellular component: cytoplasm; nucleus.
ACAUCAGUCGCUCCUGGGCCGGCACGGAGUGAACACUUUAAACGGAGUCAAGAUUCAAGAAAUCCGUGAGUCAGAAACGUUCUGUUGCCACAGUACAUUUUGCGAAAAUUGCGGAUUCUCUGAAUUUCUUCCCGGAUUCCCAGUGAUAAAUUGAAAGAAAAUCUUGUACAAUUUGGAGUACAGAAAUUUAUCUAAAGUUACAAUUUCCAAGUGAUUUCAGAAAAGGUGUGAUUAAGUUAUGCAAACUUUUGAAUAAAUAACAGAGCCCUCUUAUAAAAUCUAUCAGGAUGUGUGAGCUGUUGAGUUUCACUGAGAAUGCAGUUUGGCAUGCUUUCGACUUCUUAGCUCUAGAAUCAGGGGGAUCAGCUACCAAAUCCAAACUGAAGGUUUUGACAUCAAGUCUAGGAACUAUACUAGAGGUGCCUGGGUCUGAAAAUGGUUUACAGGAUUACAGGAGUACAGAUACACUUACCUUCGCUCAGUACAGGUUCUACCUACAGAGGGAGGUCUUUGCUUCGCUUCCAGAUAAGAUGAGUCUUGAAGAUCAGAUGGAAUUGGAAAAUAAAAUAGAAGACGUCUGUUGGUUGAUUUGUAAAACACCAUAUAUAGAAAGAGGCAGCCCUCUCCUCAAUGAAAAAUGUGUAAAACAGGUUUGGCGGAUUUUCUGUAUGCUCGGGGAAAUUAUUCAAGAUGAACACUCGGGCAAUCUUCAGGCUAUCAUGGCGGCUCGUGAAGUAGAAUUGGUUUAUCAGCAGUUUAUCAACUGUUUGGGGUUAGGGGACUCAUGGGACCCGGAACAGUUCGAUCAGGUUGUAUCGGUGAUGCCUGUUUUCAAGUUUUCUAUAUUUCUUGCUGUUCUAGAAUCUAAAUAUGCCAAGGAUCUGGAUAUCAGCACAACAGAGGAAGCGGUUAAGGAUCUCACUGACUACUUUUUAUUGGAUGUUAUUAAAAAGGGAAAGCUGAAGAAGAGACUAGAUCUGUUUCCGUCCUUCAGAGAAAGCUGGAUUGUUGUGCGUCCUCAUAGAAUCACAGUGUACAGCAAUUGUAAUGAGUUGGAUGUAAAGGGAGAAAUAGAGUUAAACCAGCAAUGUAGAGUGGAAAAGGUUUUGACACAGACAUCUAUUAUUCCACUGAAGCAAUCUCCACAUAGAUUUGUUUUGGCAGGGGGCAAUAAACAGUUUGAGUUUCAGGCCUACGAUCACAGGUCCCGUCUACAGUGGUGUGCGGCAUUUGAGAAAGCAAUCGAGUUUUCCUACCAAGGAUCAAGAUACCAACGCAGUUUGGCAGCGGGUCGAAGAGAGCAGAGAGAUGAAGAGAUUGUAAAGAGAAUCAGUCACCAGGAUCUGGUAGAGCAGACUAAAGCAGAGUUGGAGGCUGAAAAAGAGGCAAGAAUGAAGGCUGAAAGUAGAGCCCUUGUGUUAACUAUACAGAAAGAAGAGGAACUGAAAAGAACACAGGAACUUGAAAUUAUAAGAGAAGAAUUAGAGAGACUCUUAGAAGAAGAAAAGCAGGCUAAACGGGACGAAGAGAUAGUUCGCACCCUUCAGGUGCAUGAGCAAGAAUACGAAUUCCAUAAAGAGCUUCCGAGAGUUCCUACCCUUCAUCCUUCAACCCUAUCAGUUCUUCAGGAUGUUGGUGAGGGAACCCCUAAAUACCGACCAUUGCGUUCAGCCAGUAUGAGAGAAACAAGCUACUCUAGAUCUAUCAGAAGAAGGAAUCGAAAUGAGAAUAAACCGGUUUCUGGAACACACGCUGAAGAGCCAAUGUCCCUGCCUAUGCCCCCGCCUAUGUCCCUGCCUAUGUCCCUGCCUAUGCCCCCGCCUAUGCCCCUGCCUAUGUCCCUGCCUAUGCCCCUGCCUAUGCCCCUGCCUAUGUCCCUGCCUAUGCCCCUGCCUAUGCCCCUGGCUUAUGUCCCUGCCUAUGUCCCUGCCUAUGUCCCUGCCUAUGCCCCUGCCUAUGCUGCUACGCCCAACUAA